AUGCCGGCACCGAUGCCGCAUUUUCGCGGUGGUCCACUCCCGCUACCGCAUAUGAUGCCCGCACAUCAUCCAGCUAUGAUGCGGCCACCAAUGUUUCUUCCAUUUCCUCCACCACCACCACCACCACACUUAUUACCACCAAUGCAUCCUGUGCCAAUGAUGCCAGCAGCACCUCCGCCACACUUCGGAAUGGGACCGCAUCUUCCGCCCGGCAUUUUCCUGCCUGCACCACCGCCACCAAUUGGUUUGUUACCGCCGCGAUUUAUGGGACCGUGUGGCCCGUUGCCAGUACCAAUGGGACGAGCCCGUUCACCACCUGAUAGUCCGAUUGUAACUGGUCCAGAAUCAAUUUAUGGGACACUGCCAAGGAGGCCGGCCUAUGAGGAACCAAUUUACAUGCCAGGAAAUGUGCCCUACAUGCCACCACAAGCCAGCUAUCAACCGGGCAGCUAUCCAGCGGACCAUUACGAUGCCUACUACGACACCUUCAAACGACAACGAUAUCCACAACACAGCAAGGGCUCAGGAGGCGCGGAGUCACAGGCAGGCUCGAGGAAAGCAGUGCCCACAUCCGAGAACGAUGACACAUCGCAGUUCUGGGAGGCUUAUGAAGCCACUGAUGCUGUAUCCACUCAUCAGUUGCAGGCAUUUCUGGUAACAGCCCGUUCGAUGCCUUCUUCGACUGCCGUGGCAACGACGACGGCCCAGAAUAACGUGUCUACCACCAGGAACAAUGCCCGAGGUACACAGACCACGACAAUAUCUGCUGGAGCAGUGGAUAUAGCAAGGCCAGAUACACCUCCGGCGGAUUACGAUGGUGCUGCAGUUACUGAUCUACAAGUUACAGCCAACAGCAGCAGCACAGCCGGCCACAGCAAACAACAACAACAUACUACAGCUGUGAUCUACUGA
This is a messenger RNA of Gongylonema pulchrum, 912 nucleotides long. NCBI's taxonomy places the organism in Eukaryota, Metazoa, Nematoda, Chromadorea, Rhabditida, Gongylonematidae. The record is from the annotation of a GenBank genome assembly.